UCACACACUUUCAUUCAAAUGGACGUCCCUUGAGUGAUUUUUUCUACAUGUCGUCUGUUGCACAGCAGCAGAGCGAAUGCACACAGAAAGCUGCCCUACAGGCUCCUCUUGAUUCCUGCGGUGACUCUGUCAGUGUUGCUCAACCUGCUGGGUGUUUGAAGGGAAUAGGUGUUUGCAGGGGGUAAAAUGGCUAAAAGAAGCUGACGGUGGGAACGUGUAAGUACGUUCCAGGAAGAGAAGCAGCUUUUAUGAGGACAACCUGCAGGGCAGAGGGAUAGUGGGGGCUGGACAUGUCUGUUGUUAAUUGUCCUUCCGAUAAAAAGAGCCGUUUCCUAAGGGCUGAGGGGAUGGAUAAGGAUGGCGGGAAGCCAAAGACCUUCGUGUCUACUUUUUGUUUGGCCCUCCAGCCUCAAGCCAGAAGUAUCGGUGUGGUGAAGCAAAAAGAGGAUGCAACUAAGAGGACUUGGAUGGGAAACAACAAACUGGGAGUCUCAUCAGCAACAGACUCCAGAUUGACACCUGUCCAGGCGCUUGAGACGCCUCACUUCAAACAACCACUCAGGGACUGUGCAGUCUGUGAAGGAAGCAAUGGUUAUUUUCAAGGUGUUAUCACAGGAAGUCGACCUCUGAGCGUAUCCUGGCUACACAAUGGUAAGAGGGUGCACUCAAGUAAUACUUCCUUCCAAAAUGGUGUUGCCAGUCUGAUUCUGACUCAGUGUUCACAUGGAGAUGCUGGGACGUACGCAUGUGUAGCUGAGAACACUGCUGGGAAACGGUCGAGCAGCGCUGUGUUACAUAUCACAGCAACAAAGGAAAUCCUUAGAAGAAGCAACCAUGAGCUCCACACUGAAGUCCCAUUGAAGGUUGCGUCACCCAAAAACACUCAAAUAUCUUCAACUUCUAAAGAGAGAUGCCAGCACACAGAGGAAGAAAACGUCUCCACAGCUAACAGUGACAGCAACAUUCAGACAAAGGUCUCCUCUGGCAAAGGACCUCCUGUAGAGUUUGUAGAUCCACCAGAGCAGGUGGAGGUUCGAGUAGGAAAGCAGGCCCGACUCCACUGUGAGUUCAGGAGCAGCUCUGUGCCCGUGGCCUGCUGCUGGAUUUACAAUAAAACCAAAGUGGUGGUAGGAGGUCCGAGGAUGUCCGUCCGGAGCAGUGAGACACAAAGCGACGUGGAGAUCUCUCAAGCCUGUCCAGAGGACACGGGCUCGUACACCGUCAUGGUACGAAACGCAAAGGGCUCUGCCCAGCAUACCGUCUCCCUUGGUGUCAUAGACCAACCCGACCCACCAGCAUCCCAACCUGUUAUUUCCCAGCUGUCCACUGAGUCCGUGGUCCUCUCCUGGACGGGUCCCAGCUUCGACGGAGGCACAGCCGUGCUGGGCUACAAAGUGGAGGUCCGACAAGAGGGCCAGGACAAAAACGAGAGCUGGACUGAAGUCACAAGUCGUUGUAAAAACACAACCUACCACAUCCGCUCGGGCCUGGCGCCUCUGGGCCGGUACUGCUUCCGUGUCAGAGCCUACAACUCAGCAGGGGUCAGCGAACCGAGCCAGGAGUCCGAGUGCGUCGAGAUGGUGACUAAAAAAGAAGAAAAGAAGGGAGAGUCCGAGUCCUACAUCACAGUGACCAUUGAUACCAAACACAAGGCCAAGGACCACUACAAUGUGCACGAGAAGCUGGGAGUGGGGAAGUUUGGCCAGGUGUUCCGGAUGUCCCACAAAGACACGGGUCAAGAGGCUGCAGGGAAGUUCUACCGAGCCCGAACCGCCAAGGACAGAACGGCCGCUCGCAAAGAGAUCGAACUAAUGAACAGUCUUCACCACCCAAAGCUGGUCCAAUGCCUGGCUGCCUACGAAACAAGCUCCGAGAUGGUCAUGGUCAUGGAGUACAUUGCGGGCGGGGAGCUCUUUGAACGCAUCGUGGAUGACAACUUUGAGCACACGGAGCCCACCAGCGCCCGCUACAUGCAGCAGAUCCUGGAGGGCAUGCAGUACGUUCACACGCAGAAUAUUGUCCACCUGGACAUCAAACCGGAGAACAUCGUCUGUGUGAAUACAACUGGCACACGGAUCAAGAUCAUCGACUUUGGCUUGGCUGCUGAACUGGAGGAGGGCCAACCUCUGCUGGUGAUGCACGGCACGCCAGAGUUUGUGGCCCCUGAGGUGAUCAGCUAUGAGCCCGUGGGCCUGGAGAGUGACAUGUGGAGCAUCGGAGUCAUCUGCUUCAUUUUGCUCAGUGGAGAAUCCCCCUUCCAGGGGAACACCGCUGCUGAGACUUUAGCUCUUGUGACUGCUGCCCAAUUUGAGUUCGAUCAGGAGAGCUUUGAGGACAUCUCUGAUGAGGCGAAAGACUUUAUCAGCUCCCUCCUGAAAAAAGACCGGAGAUGCAGGUUGUCAUGUGCCGAGGCCCUCGCCCACCCCUGGAUGGCCUCUUUUGCCGUAAUGAACCGCAGACCCACCAAGUCCCUCAAUAAAGGGAAGAUGAAGCGCUUUCUGGCCAGGCGCAAGUGGAAGAAAACUGGUAAGGCUGUUUUGGCCCUCCAGCGGAUGGCUAAUCUCUCUUACAGGCCAGACUCUCCUGGCAGCUCCUUAGAGGAGCCAGGCUGGAGCCAAGAGGCAGAGGAGGCCUUCCAGUCUCUGGAUAAGCAGCUUCAGAGUGAACCUCGUUUCCAGCAGGCCCUGAAGGACGCCACCCUCCCCAAAGGAGCAACUCUUCGUCUUACGUGCCUCGUCAACGGUUACCCGCAGCCGGAGGUGAAGUGGCUUCAGAAUGAGAAGCCGGUGUCUGGAUCACGCAGAGUGACAACGGAGCAACAUGAAGACGGGCUCUGCUCUCUGGUUGUGGCUGAUCUGGAGCUGUCUGACUCUGGGGUGUAUGUGUGCAGGGCCAGCAACAAGCUAGGGGAAGGAAUGUGCUCUGCCAAACUGAAAGUGGAGCUGUGAUUGUGGGGGGAAAAA
Molecule: messenger RNA, 2963 nt
Organism: Cyclopterus lumpus (lumpfish)
Lineage: Eukaryota; Metazoa; Chordata; Actinopteri; Perciformes; Cyclopteridae
Product: myosin light chain kinase, smooth muscle-like
Exons: 19
Coding region: 291-2948 (885 amino acids)
Biological process (GO): protein phosphorylation
Molecular function (GO): protein kinase activity; protein binding; ATP binding
Source: RefSeq, a predicted model, not a curated record